GUGCGUGCGUGCGUACGUGCUCGCUCGCGGUGGCGGCGGCGGAUCGGAGAGGCCAGAGCCGGAGACCGAGCUGGGAUCGGGCCCCGGGCGGGGGCGGUGCGAGCGGCGCCAAGCGGAUCCUGGGGGCGGGGACGGAGCCGGGGCGGGCGGGACUGGAGCGGAGGCCGGGAACUAGGCGGGAGGUCCCAGGGUCUCGGGUUAGGGGGGUGGAGCCGCACUUCGUCGCCGCGGGGGUGCCGGGACUCCGGCCUCAGUGCCGCCGCCAUCACGGACUUCCUGUGGGACAAGCGCACGGGCCUCGCCGCCAGAACGAUGCCUCAUCCUCGAAGGUACCACUCUUCAGAGAGAGGCAGCCGGGGGAGUUACCACGAACACUAUCGGAGCCGAAAGCAUAAGAGACGAAGAAGCCGCUCCUGGUCAAGCAGCAGUGACCGGACACGGCGGCGCCGACGAGAAGACAGCUACCAUGUCCGUUCCCGGAGCAGCUAUGAUGAUCGUUCAUCCGACCGGAGGGCGUAUGACCGGCGAUACUGUGGCAGCUACAGGCGCAACGACUACAGCCGGGAUCGGGGAGAAGCCUACUAUGACACAGACUACCGGCAUUCCUACGAAUAUCAUCGGGAGAACAGCAGUUACCGCAGCCAGCGCAGCAGCCGUAGGAAGCACAGACGGCGGAGGCGGCGCAGCCGGACAUUCAGCCGCUCAUCUUCGCAGCACAGCAGCCGGAGAGCCAAGAGUGUAGAGGACGACGCUGAGGGCCACCUCAUCUACCACGUCGGGGACUGGCUACAAGAGCGAUAUGAAAUUGUAAGCACCUUGGGAGAGGGGACCUUCGGCCGAGUUGUACAAUGUGUUGACCAUCGCAGAUUCCAGCAAAAGCCUCUCCUGCCAUCCUAUAGGGGUGGAGCUCGAGUUGCCCUGAAGAUCAUUAAAAAUGUGGAAAAGUACAAGGAAGCAGCUCGACUUGAAAUCAAUGUGCUGGAGAAAAUCAAUGAGAAGGACCCUGACAACAAGAACCUCUGUGUCCAGAUGUUUGACUGGUUUGACUACCAUGGCCACAUGUGUAUCUCCUUUGAGCUUCUGGGCCUUAGCACCUUCGAUUUCCUCAAAGACAACAACUACCUGCCCUACCCCAUCCACCAAGUGCGCCACAUGGCCUUCCAGCUGUGCCAGGCCGUCAAGUUCCUCCAUGAUAACAAGCUGACACAUACGGACCUCAAGCCUGAAAAUAUUCUGUUUGUGAAUUCAGACUACGAACUCACCUACAACCUAGAGAAGAAGCGAGAUGAGCGCAGUGUGAAGAGCACAGCUGUGCGGGUGGUAGACUUUGGCAGUGCCACCUUUGACCAUGAACACCAUAGUACCAUUGUCUCCACCCGCCAUUACCGAGCACCGGAGGUCAUUCUCGAGUUGGGCUGGUCUCAGCCUUGUGAUGUGUGGAGUAUAGGCUGCAUCAUCUUCGAAUACUAUGUUGGCUUCACCCUCUUCCAAACCCAUGACAACAGAGAACAUCUAGCCAUGAUGGAAAGGAUCUUGGGUCCUAUCCCUUCCAGGAUGAUCCGAAAGACAAGGAAGCAGAAAUAUUUUUAUCGGGGUCGCCUGGAUUGGGAUGAGAACACAUCAGCUGGGCGCUACGUUCGAGAAAACUGCAAACCACUUCGGCGGUAUCUGACCUCAGAGGCAGAGGAACACCACCAGCUCUUCGAUCUGAUUGAAAGCAUGCUAGAGUAUGAACCUGCUAAGCGGCUGACCUUGGGCGAAGCCCUUCAACACCCUUUCUUCGCCCGCCUUCGGGCUGAGCCACCUAACGCCAAGUUGUGGGACUCCAGUCGGGAUAUCAGUCGGUGACGAUCAGGCCCUGGGCCCCUCUGCCACUCUAACAGCAGUGGGUGUCCAGUCCAGGACACUGGUGCUUUUUUAUACAAGAGAACAGAGCCGGAGCCCACUUCUUCCUACUGGCUCCCUAUGUACCUGUGAAUAUGUGAAAUAGUGUAAAUAUGAAAGAACUUGGACCUAUCACUUCAACCCCUGCCUUGUACAUAAUGCUAUUCCAUCUCACACUCUUCCCACCCUCACUUGCCCCUUCACAGAUGAGUUGGAUGGGGGCAGAAUGAGGUAACCAGAUGGCAUCUAUCCCAUGUUUUAUAAGGAAUUUUGUACAGUCUUUGUGAAAUAAAAUGACGUGCUUCAUCUGA
Molecule: messenger RNA, 2195 nt
Organism: Aethalodelphis obliquidens (Pacific white-sided dolphin)
Lineage: Eukaryota; Metazoa; Chordata; Mammalia; Artiodactyla; Delphinidae
Gene: CLK2
Product: CDC like kinase 2
Exons: 13
Coding region: 313-1848 (511 amino acids)
Biological process (GO): peptidyl-tyrosine phosphorylation; regulation of RNA splicing
Cellular component (GO): nucleus
Molecular function (GO): protein serine/threonine kinase activity; protein tyrosine kinase activity; ATP binding
Source: RefSeq, a predicted model, not a curated record